Messenger RNA from Salvia splendens (bonfire salvia), 2041 nucleotides. Its product is annotated as cyclic dof factor 2. Gene Ontology annotation, biological process: regulation of DNA-templated transcription. Lineage: Eukaryota; Viridiplantae; Streptophyta; Magnoliopsida; Lamiales; Lamiaceae. The transcript is spliced from 2 exons. The record is from RefSeq and is a predicted model, not a curated record. Gene Ontology annotation, molecular function: DNA-binding transcription factor activity; DNA binding. The coding region runs from base 185 to 1708 and encodes 507 amino acids.
ACACACAAACACAGAGCAAAAAGGUACCCCCAGAAAUAGAAAAAGAACUCAAAAAAAGCAGUGUGAGUGCGUGUCAGAUCUCUCAAUUUUAUCUCAAUUUUAUCCCAACUCAUCGGGAGUGUUUUUUGUCUUGUUUAUAAACGGUGGGAGAAAGAACUCGAAGGGAUAACCACAGAGAGAGAAAAUGUCUGAAGUGAAAGACCCCAAGAUAAAGCUUUUCGGCAAAACCAUUGAACUUCCCGAGGCGGCGGAGAAGACUGGUGAAGCAGCUCAGUUGUGUGAUGCCGCGGGAGAGGAUACUUCGAUUAAUCAAGACCCCCCUUGCUCAUCUAGCUCCAUGAUUGAAGAAAAUGAUAUCAACGGCGAUGGAGAGGACCUUGAAUCGAACAAGAACCAACCAGGUUUAAGACAAGAUGAUAAAGAGGAAGGUCGGUCCCAGCCUUUGACAUCGGAUGAAUUAAAAGAUUCUAAUGCUAAUGCAACCCCAUCUAUAGUUGAGGAUCCUAAGGCAUUGUCUGCUGGUAGCGAUGCUGGACCCAUGGAAAGCUUGAAGACGGAAGAGGACCAGACUGAGACCAGUGACUCACAGGACAAAACUCUGAAGAAGCCAGACAAGAUACUCCCGUGUCCUCGUUGCAACAGCAUGGAUACAAAAUUUUGUUAUUUUAACAAUUACAAUGUCAACCAGCCACGACAUUUCUGCAAGAAUUGUCAGAGGUACUGGACAGCUGGUGGGACCAUGAGGAAUGUGCCUGUAGGGGCCGGUCGCCGUAAGAGCAAGAAUGCUGCUUCCCAGUUCCGUCAUCUAACUGUUCCUGAUGGCCUUCAGAAUGUUCAGGUGGACCUCCCGAACGGAAUACACCACCCUGUUCUGAGCCCCAAUGGCACUGUUAUCACUUUCAAUUCAGACACACCUCUAUGUGAAUCAAUGGUGUCUGUCUUGAAUAUUGGCGAGAAAGCCGUCAGAAACAACAUGAGGAACGGGUUCCACAGACCGGAAGAAGUAGGAAUCGAGGCUUCUCAUGGGCUUAAAGAGAAUGGAGAUGAUCGCUCAAGUGGAUCUUCCACCACUGCCGCAAGCUCAAAGGAAGAAGUUGGUAAAACCGGCUUGCCUGAACUGAUUCCAAACAGUCAUCCCUUUCCUCCCCAAGUUCCUUGCUUUCCAGGUGCCCCAUGGCCUUAUCCGUGGCAUUCUGUUCAGUGGACUGCUCCCGUGUCUCCACCAAACUUUCCACCCGGUGGCUUUGCUUUGCCCUUCUAUCCUCCAGCACCAGCUUACUGGGGUUGUGCUGUACCUGGCCCUUGGAAUGUUCCUUGGAUUAUCCCCCCAACACCAUCACAGGGCAACACUCCUCCGAUUUCCAGCCCCAAUUCCCCAACAUUAGGGAAGCACUCGAGAGAUGACAACACUCUGAUGCCCGUCAACCCAGAGGAAGCAAGUGAGAAGGAGAGUAAUCCCAAGAAAUGUCUGUGGGUUCCGAAAACUUUGAGAAUUGACGAUCCUGGAGAGGCUGCCAAGAGUUCCAUAUGGGCAACUUUAGGUAUAAAGAAUGAGAGAGCGGAUUCUGUGGGUAGUGGUGGUCUUUUUAAGGCCUUCGAAAGCCAAUUGAAAGGUGGUGAAAAGGCUCAUGGUCCAGAAACAUCGACAGUAUUACAAGCAAAUCCAGCAGCUUUGUCUAGGUCAUUGAACUUCCACGAGAGCUCUUAAGCUUACCGAACUGGAGUUGUCUUCUUCUUGAAUCGUCUCGACAGGAUAUCAUUGCUUGAUUUGUUCCAGACAGUCCCUUGUGCCAGGAUAUCCAUUGAUGAAGCUACAGACGAAUGAGGCUGGAGAUUGGGUAAAUUCUCUUCAAUCUUGAUAAACAUGUGAUUACUUAACAUUAAAACUAGCAAAUAGCUGUUCUUUGGUAGGUGGUAGAUGGACUGGGGGGCUUGCUUCUUUAGUUAUUGUACAUAAUUAUAUGCGAGAGCAGGAUCAGUGUAAUGCUUGUGCAGUGAAAUAAGUUGAGUUUCUUUGUAAUACUAUUUGCCUCUUCCUAAA